This is a messenger RNA of Owenia fusiformis, 763 nucleotides long. The record is from the annotation of a GenBank genome assembly. NCBI's taxonomy places the organism in Eukaryota, Metazoa, Annelida, Polychaeta, Sabellida, Oweniidae.
ACAACGUCUACCCAAAGUUUGCACGCGCGCAAUAUUGACGUAAUUUAUGGCUGAAAUCGGGAAAACAAAAAGCAUUUCUUCCAGAGCGCUCCUGCUUCGGAACAAAGGCUGUCAAAUACAACGGACGUAUCUUCAGAUCCAACCCCGUGAUUUACGAGAAGGAAAAACAAAAUAUGAUCAAUAUCUGGUUGGUGCUGCUAGGCUUGACUGUGACAGGACAAGCUGUAGUUGAGGCACUACGAACUCCUGAUGAUGAGGGGUUUCGCCACGUACCUUUAACCGUUUCCGACAGAACAUUUCUUGCAUUCUCCGUGAAGGCCUGUCAUGAUGCCAUCCUAGAUCUUCAACUGACACCUGGCAGUACCGUAGAUGACAGCUACGAGGUUGUGCUUGAUGGUUUUCACCCAGGCCAUAAAUCUGUAAUACGUGACGAUGAGAGAACAAAUCAAAUGGCUCAUAAAGAUGGGGCAAUCUUGAGCUGUAAUGAGUUUAACGAUUUUUGGGUCAGUUGGGCCAAUGGAAAUAUUGAAGUUGGAACUGGCAAAGUGAAAGGAAGUGGCAGGUUUAUGUCAUGGACGGAUACAACUCCUCAUGCAGUGAAUGCCAUCAACGUGUAUACUGGAUGGGGGGCCACAGGAGAGUGGAAAUUCUAUGAUUUAACCAGGAUGAAUAUACAAACUCCUAAUGACGAGUCGUAUAGACAUCAAGCUCUUGAUGUUAGUGACCAAACAUUCCUUGCCUUCUCCGUGAAGGCCUGUCAUGA